This is a messenger RNA of Gossypium arboreum, 1164 nucleotides long. RefSeq lists its product as uncharacterized. The coding region runs from base 1 to 1164 and encodes 387 amino acids. The record is from RefSeq and is a predicted model, not a curated record. Lineage: Eukaryota; Viridiplantae; Streptophyta; Magnoliopsida; Malvales; Malvaceae. The transcript has 2 exons.
AUGUCUCAAGACCACCGAAAAUUGGAUGCCAAAAGUAUUUGCAAUUGCAUCAUGCCACUGGUGAAAGAUAGCCCAAUCAUUCCUGUGUCGACAUUGAUUGCAGACAUGCAAGCUCGAUUUCAGUACAGAGUGUCAUACAGGAAAGUGUGGUGGGCGAAACAAAUGGCCAUCCAACAAUUGUACGGCGACUGGGAUGAGUCAUACAAUGAACUUCAGAGUUGGAUUUCAGCAAUGGUAGAGUAUGUCCCAAGAACUGUCGUGGACUUGCAAACGUUGCCUUAUAGAGGCCCUAAUGGAGAAUUAGAACUGGGAAAAAUAGUGUUUCGUCGACUGUUCUGGACUUUCGAUCCAUGUGUUAGGGCCUUCUCCCACUGCAAACCGGUAGUGCAAGUUGAUGGAACAUGGCUUUAUGGAAAAUACACGCAGAUACUUCUGAUUGCUGUUGUACAAGACGGUAAUAGAAAUGUACUACCAAUCGCUUUUGUCAUCGUAGAGUUAGAGAACUCUGAAUCAUGGGCAUAUUUCAUUCGAAACUUACGGAGACAUGUUGUCAGGCAAGAUAACAUUUGCAUUAUAUCUGAUAGAUCGAAAGGUCUUGUUGCUGCAAUUCGGCAAUCGGAGGUUCCGUGGAGGUCUGUCUAUUGUAUUCGUUACAUCGCUGUGAACUUCCACAAUGAGUAUAAGAACAGAGACUGGCGCAAACGAAUUGUCAACAUGGGGUAUGAGCUGGAACCACACCGAUUUAGACAUAAGUUGGUGAGGUUAGAGACUGAUAUGGCGGGCUACAAACCUUCUCUUACACAGUGGUUGAGUAGCAUGGAGCCGUGGCAAUGGGCUCAAUGUUUUGAGGACGGGUACCGUUAUGGCCACAUGACAACUAACCUUGUUGAGGCCGUUAACUCCGUCUUAAGGCGUACGCGUCACUUGCUAAUUUCAGCUGUUUUUUCAGCCACAUUUUAUAGGUUAGCAACCUUAAUGCCAAAAAUUGGGUUGAAACAAGCAAAACAGUUAGAGGCAGGACACGUGUACGUCGAAAAAAUCAGAAAUGCCAUGAAAGAUAACACUCAAAGAGCUAGGUUGAUGAAUGUAGAACUAUAUUCUCGAAAUUUGGAAACUUUUCGAGUGACAGAGUAUAUCAAUCGUCGGUCAGGGAUCCCGCCAUGA